Molecule: messenger RNA, 890 nt
Organism: Gymnodraco acuticeps
Lineage: Eukaryota; Metazoa; Chordata; Actinopteri; Perciformes; Bathydraconidae
Product: calcium-binding protein 2
Exons: 7
Coding region: 1-654 (217 amino acids)
Molecular function (GO): calcium ion binding
Source: RefSeq, a predicted model, not a curated record
AUGUCAAAGGCAGCAGAGAGGACAGCCUCUACAACUUCUGCCGACUCUGUCGCAUCAGCUGCAUCAGGUAGCAAAGAUGGUUCUACAUCGGGCUCAGUCUCAGGAGUACCCAAGAAAUCAAAGAAGUCUAAGAAAAACACAGAGAGCAUGAUCGUAGUAUACAACUCUGUGCUUAACAGUGUUUUUGGGGCGGAGAGAGAAUUGGCUCAGGCUGAGUUGGAUGAGUUGCAAGAGGCUUUCAAAGAGUUUGACUAUGAUCAAGAUGGCUACUUGAACUACAAGGAUGUGGCUGAAUGCAUGAGGACUAUGGGAUACAUGCCCACAGAGAUGGAGCUGCUGGAGAUAGUCCAACAGAUCAAGAUGAGAAUGGGCGGGUUGAUGGAUUUUGAGGACUUUAUUGAGCUGAUGGGACCCAGGAUGAUGGGUGAGACCGCUCACAUGCUGGGACUCAAGGAGCUCCAGUCCGCCUUUUUACAGUUUGACCUUGAUGGAGAUGGAAGGAUCACCCAGGACGAGAUGAAGGAGGCGAUUAAGACGAUGCUUGGGGAGAAGCUGAAGAAAGGAGAGCUGGAGGAGAUCUUAAAGGAGCUGGACAUUAACGCAGAUGGAACCAUCGACUUUGAAGAGUUUGUGAUGAUGCUCUCUAUUCGCUAGCUGCUACAAGAGAAGGAAGGGAUACACUCCUGAAUUAUUCCAUAUAUAAUUAAGAUAACUAUGAGCCUAUAUUGCGAGUUUGUCAAUGUUGGUAUAGACAUCUAUAUAAUGUGUGCCUCACUCUGUAAUAAUUGUAUGAAUUGUAAAAGGAGUUGGAAAUAUGCUGCGCGACUGCAUCAAAUGUGGAGCAUGCUGUUUUGCAGGGUUAUAAUAUGUAAAUAAGUUAUAAUAUGUUU